UUGAGAAAUUUCCUUUAAUGUUUUUUUUUGAGCCUUGGAGUCAUGGUUAAAUUGUGGCCCUGUUUGCAAAUCCACUUUCCAUGCAGCUCAGAAAGUUUAGAUUCAUGAAUAUGUAUUUGAGGUGGCCAGGCGUGACAUGCAAAUUAUAUUCAAAAACCAACCUGGUUGGCUUUGGCCCACAAAAUCUCUGUCUUUGUUUAACUAAGGUAUUCUUAUUUGAUAUAAAACUGAUUUACAUAAGUGAUGCACAUACCCAGCAGCACAAAGUACAGGUUAUCAGUUGAUUUAAAGACUUGAUUUGCAUGUUAUAUUCAGUCCUUGUGCUUUCGAGUUUAGUUUGACAAACAGGUUAACAUAAGCUAGAUUAGAUAAUGUGUAUAAUGUUUAUGUUCUUCAGGAAGUUAGAAACUUUAUAUGGGUUUUUUGAAUGUUUUACAGUUAGGCACCUUUCACAUUUAUAGACCCUUUUCAGUACAGGUUUAUUUUAUAAACCAUUAAAAAAAAUGUGGGGCACUGUGAGAAUCACUGCUGUAUAGUAUAAUAUCCAUAAUGUAUUGGAAAUUGGAUUUAAUUUAUCCCUCAUGAAUUUAAGACCUCUUGUCUUAUUUUUUUUAGAAUUAAAAAAUAAAACUUAAUUAAUGUCUUGUCCUAAAUUAAUGAGGACAUGAUUAAAUGCACUUGGAUAAAAAAAAAAAAUAAUGUUAAUUGAAUUUCUCUGUUAAAUUGCGAAAGCCAGAUGAAGACGAGGCUGGUUUAAUUUGAGUAAUAGCUUGUUCAACAUGCUAUUAGUUGAUCCUUUCUUGGGUCUGAGUGGUUACCUUGGUUAUACAGAGCAGGUCAGGUUAUACAGAAAGUGUCAUGGGAUUACAGUAACACCAUUAGCUGUCUACAUAUAAGGCUCUGUGUUUUACUACACACAGUCCUCAAAGGAGAAGGCGUGGAGUCUCUGAGCCCUCCUCUCCUCUCCUCUUCUCUCCUCCCGCUCUGUCUCUGCUGCAGCUUUGAGGAAGUGUCACACAGCGACGCCACUGCCGAAACACUGCAGUCACCUGCUCUCCUCUCAGCUGCCCUACCAUGAUGAUUUCAUGGUGGUAUUUGUACCUGGGAGCUCAAAGCGUCUACAGGGAAGUACUAAAUAUGGCAUCGGUGCUGCAGAAGCUCAUCACCCCCUUCGUCAGUGGACCAGUUGAGCCUCCCAAGAACAAGGUGACGGUGGUGGGAGUGGGUCAGGUGGGCAUGGCAUGUGCCGUCAGCAUCCUGUUGCAGGAGUUGGCUGAUGAGCUGGCUCUGGUGGAUGUGAUGGAGGACAAGCUAAAAGGAGAGAUGCUAGACCUGCAGCAUGGAAGUCUCUUUUUCAAAACUCCUAAAAUUGUCUCAGGAAAAGACUACUCAGUGACAGCAAACUCACGCAUUGUGGUGGUGACAGCAGGUGUACGCCAGCAGGAGGGCGAAAGCAGGCUUAACCUUGUCCAGAGGAACGUCAAUGUUUUCAAGCACAUAAUCCCACAAAUAAUCAAAUACAGCCCCAACUGUAUCCUUAUUGUUGUGUCUAAUCCAGUGGAUGUUUUGACCUACGUAACCUGGAAGCUAAGCGGCCUACCCAAACACAGGGUCAUCGGCAGCGGCACGAAUUUGGAUUCAGCACGUUUUCGGUACCUGAUGGCGGAACGACUGGGAAUUCAUGCUAGCAGCUUUAAUGGCUGGAUUCUUGGAGAACACGGUGACUCUAGUGUGCCUGUUUGGAGUGGUGCAAAUGUAGCAGGUGUGAACCUCCAGAAACUGAACCCAGACAUCGGCAAAGAUGGUGACAAGGAAAACUGGAAAGAGACUCACAAGUUGGUAGUCGAUAGUGCUUAUGAGGUGAUCAGACUGAAAGGCUACACUAACUGGGCUAUUGGACUGAGUGUAGCAGAUCUGAUAGAGAGCCUCAUUAAAAACCUGAACAGAGUUCAUCCCAUUUCCACUAUGGUCAAGGGGAUGUACGGCAUCAGCGAUCAGGUGUUCCUGAGCCUGCCGUGUGUGUUGAACAGCAGAGGAGUGAGCAGUGUGAUCAACAUGAACCUGACUCAGGAUGAGGUGUCUCAGCUGAAGAAAAGUGCAGACACACUGUGGAACAUUCAGAAAGACCUGAAAGAUCUGUAAGAGCCGUGCUCAGGAGCAAGUGCGCUUGUUCAUUAGUUUUUCAGACUAACAUCUUGACUAACACAGCAGCUUUGUCAUUGAUCUCCUGCUUAUUACGCUAAUAAUAUGAGCAGAGGUAGGUCUAGAUGCAGCUCUCAUCUGCUAUGCGCGAUGAACAUGUAAAUUAUAUGU
Hemibagrus wyckioides is the source of this 2313-nucleotide messenger RNA. It is a transcript of the gene ldhbb, whose product is annotated as lactate dehydrogenase Bb. The transcript has 8 exons. Gene Ontology annotation, biological process: carboxylic acid metabolic process. Gene Ontology annotation, molecular function: L-lactate dehydrogenase (NAD+) activity. NCBI's taxonomy places the organism in Eukaryota, Metazoa, Chordata, Actinopteri, Siluriformes, Bagridae. The record is from RefSeq and is a predicted model, not a curated record. The coding region runs from base 1075 to 2142 and encodes 355 amino acids. Gene Ontology annotation, cellular component: cytoplasm.